AUGAGCCCUGAGAGCAGUGCGCUGGUGAAGGACCUCAGCGCUCAGCUCGGAGAAGCUGAGCCUGAGCCAGUUGUCGAGAAGGAGGAGGCAAGCUCGAGUUCCGGGCCGGAUGCCCAGAAGACGGCGGUGCUCGAACAAACGAUCAAGGAGUUGCAGAGGAAGUUCCAUGAGAAGGAGAAGGAGCUGCAGGCCAGCAAAAAGAACCAGCCCCCAGCAGCUGCUACCGGGGAGACUGCGGAUGUGAAUCAGCAGGCUUCGGAGGAGCCUGAGGAUGACGAUGGCGAUGGUUGCGGCAACCAUCCAGAAGUUUCUCAGGCUAGACAGCAGCUGCGCAGGUUCUGCAAACGCCGUGCAAACGGCAGUUUGCUUGUUCCCGAAGACGUACACAACAAGUUUUGGUCAGGAGGCGCAGAACGCGCAAAAUUGUUGACGCUCUUCCUGAAGAAUGGCAGGGACAAAAGCAUGUUCCUGAAAGAAGUGAAAGUGAUCUCUGAGAAGGAAAAGAAAAUGGAAAUGCAGAUCGCAGGUGACUACUACGAGUUGUGGGAGCUGCGGGACAUUAAGAAGGCUGACAUCUACAACCCCGCCAAGAUUCGCUAUUGGUAUCAAGACACAAUGCGGGCAAGUUUCAGUGCCAGCCAGCUUCUUCGUGAACGCGAAGAAGUGAGCUACGAGCAAGAGGUGGCAGAGCACGAGGGAGUCGUGACCCUCGGACAGGACUUUGAUUUCGCACCCGGGGCUCCCGCUAUGAUGGAGGACCUGGGCUUGCCGAACUUGUCCGAUGGACAACAGCCUGAGGACCUGCUGAUGACCUAUGUGAAUGGGCUGAUGGUUCGCAGCUCGAAGAUGAGUGAUAUGCUUUGCAAGAUUGAGGCUUUAGCAGAUGCUCCAGAUGUGAUCAAAGGGUACCUUGCCUUAAGUUGUCUGGUUCGGGUGCAGUUAGGGUUCAUGUUAGUGUUUUGGGUUACGGACCAUGAGGUUAUAUAG
This is a messenger RNA of Symbiodinium sp. CCMP2592, 987 nucleotides long. The record is from the annotation of a GenBank genome assembly. NCBI's taxonomy places the organism in Eukaryota, Dinophyceae, Suessiales, Symbiodiniaceae.